Molecule: messenger RNA, 2558 nt
Organism: Poecilia latipinna (sailfin molly)
Lineage: Eukaryota; Metazoa; Chordata; Actinopteri; Cyprinodontiformes; Poeciliidae
Gene: rgs17
Product: regulator of G protein signaling 17
Exons: 6
Coding region: 685-1314 (209 amino acids)
Source: RefSeq, a predicted model, not a curated record
UCACAGAUGGAUGUUUGAGGAAGUCACUCUGGGGAUGACUAAUUCCUGGAAAUUGGCUGUGGAAAAUCUCUCCAGUGCGAUGCGAAAAGAAACCCCUAUCUUUGCACACGGCGAUGCAAAAUCCCUUUUCAAAAGCUCUCAAAAUACAGGAGAACCCUUUGUUUUCAACCCAGUUUUUUUUUUUUUAUUUAGCUGCUAUCAGCAGAUAUAAAAGCUUCUCUCUUUGCAGAGAGAGGGCUUGGUUUUCUCUGUGGAACAGCACUGACCCAGCAUGUUGUGUUAUUGCAGAGCAGAGGAGAUGAGGAAAAAUGCAUGUGAGAUGCCGCACAUUCGCUGCUCUCUCAAGUCAAGGAAGGAUCCAUUUUGUUGAGGUCCGAGGAGGCCGACGUGCUGGGAAGCAAGCGAGAAGGGUCGUCACACCUCACCUCGUCUCUCGCAUUCCCCUCCUGUGCUCCUCGGUCAGGGAUGGUGACACCAGUAACCUCUCCUCCUCUCCGUGGUGACAAGUACCUCCGCGCCUCGUCCCACCGCUCCCGCGAGCCCAACAGCCAGCACGCUUGCCGAGCGGACACCGAGACACUCCACCAGUCAGUCACUUUGUCAACCAGCUUGCUAUCACCCGGCAACCUAUUACCUCACGCCAUGACCGCUUUGUCUGACCUGUGUUUAGGAACUCAUUAAUUCAUGCCCCACAGCGUGAGUGGAGUGGAGAUGAGAAAAAGGCAGGCGGCUCACAUCGAGGCCCCACCCCAGGCCCCUGGACAGCCUCGACCGAAUACCUGCUGCCUCUGCUGGUGCGGCUGCUGCAAGUGUCUGUGGAAUGAAGACAGAAUUGAGAGGAGCGAACGGCAGACCUGCACCAAGAUGGACAGUAUUGAAGCUGCUGAAGAACAACGUCCCAGUUUAGAAGAGUUGCUGUCGUGGGCACGGAGCUUCGAGAUGAUGCUGCGCUCGCUGGAGGGCCGAGAGAUCUUCCGAGACUUCCUGCGCUCCGAGUACAGCGAGGACAACCUGCUUUUCUGGUUGGCCUGCGAAGAGUUGAAAAAGGAGACCAACCCCUCGGCGGUGGAUGAGAAGGCCAGGAUUAUAUACGAAGAUUACGUCUCUAUAUUGUCGCCCAAAGAGGUGAGUCUGGACUCUCGGGUCAGAGAAGGAAUAAACCAGAGCUUGACGGAGCCUAGCAACACGAUGUACGAGGAGGCCCAGCUCCAGAUCUACACCCUGAUGCACCGGGACUCCUUCCCCCGUUUCCUCAACUCCUCCGUUUACAGAGACCUCCUGGACAGCAGGAGGCGCACCUGCCUCGACACCUAGACCUCGCCACCGUUCGUCAUUGCCAACGUACGCCAACGAGACUACUACUUAAAAACUUCAAAUACUACUAUGGUGCCAGAAGUCAGGUUUGGAAGAAAAUAAGCAAAAGUAUCUCGCUCUGUUCUGACGGAAAAAAAAAAAAAAAACAAUCUAAAUAACAUCCAAGAUAGCUGGUCGAGUUAUUAUUUUGUUUGUUUGUUUUUUUAUUUAUAUUUUUUAAACAAUUUCUAUCCAGUUGCUCACUGGAGCUAGGUCGGCCUUUGCUGGCUGGUUAAUCGGUCGCUUUGAGACCAUUAUUGCUGGCCAGUGAUUGUUUUCCUAGCAAUUUGUGCUGUUUCGUUUGAUUCAAGCGGCCGACUCCGCCCUUGUCAGCGGUCGGUUUGAACAGCCGACCCGAUGCGUUGGUUGAGCGUGGACAAGGACUUCUCAGGUGGCGAGGACACAGAGAAGGAGAGAGACGUAAAGGACAACCCACUGUUCCUUCCCGUACUGUAAUAAUCGAACCUCAUUCUUUCUUUACCCUCACUUUAUUGCUCUGUCCUUACUUGUCGGUUGUUGUCCCAUCUCCCCGUUGUUUUUUUUUUUGGUUGUUUUUUUUUCCUGCUUUAUACCUCCUCACUGUAGAAACAUGACGUCCAGUGGUUGGUUGGAGUGGGAGAAUCUUUGCCUUUUUAACCAGUUGAAGCAUCGGCUCUCUCUGCAUGCAGCUCUCUCUCUCCCUCUCCCUCUCUCUCUCUUUCUAUCACUCUCUCUCUGUCUUUACUGUAGCUUGACAAUAUAAGCCGCGGACUGCAACCUUUUCCGAGAGGUAUUAAGGCUGGCUCUUACUGACUGUAUACGCUCAGCGAAGGGGGAGAAAAAAAAAAAAAAAAAGGUACGUCAGUUUUACCAAUACUGCAGUUUUUAUGGAGAUGUAAAAGCUGCUUUCUCAAGCCCUUCUUCUUGUCCGUCCAUCCGUUUGUCCGAGUGUUUUCCUUCAUUUAAUCGGGAGAAGUAAGGGCUAGAAUUGUGGUUGGGCAGCUAUACUUCUAACAUUAUAUAACUCACGAACUUCUCUCCGCUGAGAAAAGAAAAAAAAAAUCACAAUGCCUUUACGCGUAAAGGAAGGCGGCAGAAGCGCUGCCGCAGAUUUGCUGUGAAGCAACCACAGUUUGUCCAACAAUCCCUACCUCCCAUACCUUUUUUUUUUUUUUUUAAUCCCUCCCUCUUUCUCUCGCCUGCUCAAAGAACUCCCUACAGCUUGA